Messenger RNA from Diabrotica virgifera virgifera (western corn rootworm), 1098 nucleotides. RefSeq names its product phospholipase A1-like. The record is from RefSeq and is a predicted model, not a curated record. Gene Ontology annotation, molecular function: lipase activity. The coding region runs from base 99 to 1061 and encodes 320 amino acids. The transcript has 4 exons. Lineage: Eukaryota; Metazoa; Arthropoda; Insecta; Coleoptera; Chrysomelidae.
UAAUAAUAAGUAAAUCUCCAUUUUUUAAUUGAUUGAACCAUAAACCGCUAUAAAUAUGGUAGAGGAUUUAAAAAAAUAAACAUAGUGUGAAGAUCAUCAUGUUUUUGAAAAAAUUAUUUGGAGUUGUUUUGUGUUUAUUUGUAACUGCUCGAUUAUCAUCGGCAGAUCUUGGUGACAUAACGUCUCCAGUUGACCCCGGAAAAGCAAAUAUCAAUGAGGAAGAAGUAGAAUUUAUAAUUUAUCAAAAUUCUGAAACUACGGGUUUCCAAAAGCUAGCAGUCGGGCAAACAGUAAGUAUUGGCGAAGAAAAAGAUAUCAGAAUAAUCAUCCAUGGUUAUGCCGAGAAUCCAGACUUAGAUUGGGUAGUGAAAAUGAAGGAUGCUUUCUUAUCUAAAGGUUACGUUGUCAUCGUUGUUGACUGGUCCAAAGCUGCAGUUAACUACGAACUUGGUGCUGAUAAUGUUAAACAACUCGGCCUAUAUGUUGGACAGUUUAUUAUUGCUAGUGGACUAGAAAUUAGUAAAAUUGAAAUCGUUGGAUCUUGCUUGGGAGCACAUGCCGCAGGUCAUGCUGGCAAAUACAUUCGUGAGCAAACGCCACAGCAAGUGCCCAAGAUAUUUGCUUUAGAUACUGCAGCUAAGAAAUUUGAACUUCCAGAAGUACCAGAACAGAAUAGAUUGUCAAGAAACGAUGCUAUCUACGUGGUACUGAUUCACACAGAUUGCAAACAAUGGGGCUAUAAAGCACCUAUCGGUUUGGUCGAUUUCUAUGUUAAUGGAGGCAAUGUUCAACCUGGAUGCGUUGUUGUCGGUGUAGAUGAAGAUGUCUGCAGUCAUGUUCGAGCUAACUAUGUGUUUAUCGAGUCUAUUAUGACUGAAGUUCAAGCUGACGAGGUUACCGUCGUUAUUAAGGAUGGACUGGUAAUUUCUACGCCAGUAGAUCCAAGCACCUCGAGAACUGCCACGUUUGGGGAACAAGUAGAACAACUAGUUGUGCCUGGUAGUUUUGUUCUUCAAACUCAGGCCGUUUCACCAUUCCUGCAAACAACUGCAAAACUGUAAAUGGUACCUAUAAAUAAAGAAUUAUUGACGUCAACUA